Molecule: messenger RNA, 3431 nt
Organism: Notothenia coriiceps (black rockcod)
Lineage: Eukaryota; Metazoa; Chordata; Actinopteri; Perciformes; Nototheniidae
Product: plexin-A1-like
Exons: 20
Coding region: 1-2709 (902 amino acids)
Biological process (GO): regulation of cell migration; semaphorin-plexin signaling pathway
Cellular component (GO): semaphorin receptor complex; plasma membrane
Molecular function (GO): semaphorin receptor activity
Source: RefSeq, a predicted model, not a curated record
AUGGGGAUACGAUGCAGCAAAACUCCCCCGCCAGUGUUGAACCAGAGAAAUGGUGAUUACAUGUAUGACUACGAGGGUGGGGACAUCGGUGACCUCCCCGUCGACCUCUCCGUGGUAUGGAAUGGGAACUUCGUCAUUGACAACCCCUCCAACAUUCAAGACCCCACCGUCCUGAGGAUUCGACCGGACUGGAGCAUUGCCAGUGGUGGCACUCUACUGACAGUGAGCGGGACCAACCUUGCAACCAUCCGAGAACCAAAAAUCAGGGCCAAGUAUGGGCAGGCAGAAUCCUUUCAUAACUGUACGGUGUAUAAUAACUCUGUCAUGGUGUGCCUGGCUCCGUCGGUAGCUGAUUCUGAGCUGGGCUUCUCCGACUCCGGCACAGGCCCGGAUGAGAUCGGCUUCUACAUGGACAACGUGAAUGCUCUGGUGGUGGUCAACGAGACGUUCAGCUACUACCCCGACCCCGUGUUCGAACCGCUCAGCCCCUCAGGGAUACUGGAGCUCAAACCAACGUCGCCGCUCAUUCUCAAGGGUCGAAACCUGAUCCCCUCGGCUCCGGGGAACAGUCGCCUGAACUACACGGUGCUGAUCGGAGAGACUCCCUGCAUCCUCACCCUGUCUGAGAGCCAGCUGCUGUGUGAGUGGCCCAACCUCACCGGACAACACAAAGUCACGAUCCGUGCUGGAGGGUUCGAGUACUCCCCCGGGACUCUUCACAUCUACUCGGACAGCUUGCUGACACUUCCUGCCAUAAUCGGCAUCGGAGGGGGGGGCGGCCUGCUUCUGCUGGUCAUCAUCGCUGUGCUGAUCGCCUACAAGAGGAAGUCGAGGGACGCCGACCGCACAUUGAAACGUCUGCAGCUCCAGAUGGACAACCUGGAGUCCAGAGUGGCUCUGGAGUGUAAAGAAGCUUUUGCCGAGCUCCAGACAGACAUCCAUGAGCUGACCCAGGAGCUAGACGGAGCUGGGAUCCCCUUCCUGGACUAUCGGACUUAUGCCAUGAGGGUCCUGUUCCCAGGCAUCGAGGACCACCCUGUGCUCAAGGAGAUGGAGGUCCAGGCCAAUGUUGAGAAGGCUCUGACGCUGUUUGGCCAGCUGCUGACCAAGAAGCACUUCCUGUUGACGUUCAUACGAACCCUGGAGGCACAGAGAUCAUUUUCCAUGAGGGACCGCGGCAAUGUGGCGUCCCUGAUCAUGACGGCGCUGCAGGGGGAGAUGGAGUACGCCACUGGGGUGCUGAAGCAGCUGCUGUCCGACCUUAUCGACAGGAACCUGGAGAGCAAGAACCAUCCCAAGCUGCUGCUCAGGAGAACGGAGUCAGUGGCUGAGAAGAUGCUGACCAACUGGUUUACCUUCCUCUUGUAUAAGUUCCUCAAGGAGUGUGCCGGGGAGCCUCUGUUCAUGCUUUACUGUGCCAUCAAGCAGCAGAUGGAGAAGGGCCCCAUCGACGCCAUCACAGGAGAGGCCCGCUACUCCCUCAGCGAGGAUAAGCUCAUCAGACAACAGCUCGACUACAAAACACUGACGCUGCACUGUGUGAACCCAGAGAAUGAGAACGCCCAAGAGGUGACGGUCAAGUGUCUGAACUGCGACACCAUCACUCAGGUCAAGGAGAAGCUGCUCGAUGCGGUGUACAAAGGCAGCCCCGACUCACAGAGGCCCAAAGCCUCUGAUAUGGACCUGGAAUGGCGCCAAGGUCGGAUGGCCAGAAUCAUUCUGCAAGAUGAAGAUGUCACCACUAAAAUCGACAAUGACUGGAAACGACUCAACACUCUGGCUCACUAUCAGGUUACAGACGGCUCACUGAUCGCCCUGGUGCCAAAGCAGAACUCUGCCUAUAACAUCUCCAACUCCUCCACCUUCACCAAGAGCCUCAGCAGAUAUGAGAGUAUGCUGAGGACAGCCAGCAGUCCAGACAGCCUGCGAUCCCGAACCCCCAUGAUCACUCCUGACCUGGAGAGUGGAACCAAAUUGUGGCAUCUGGUGAAGAACCACGACCACUCGGACCAGAGGGAGGGGGACCGAGGCAGCAAGAUGGUGUCUGAGAUCUACCUGACCAGGCUGCUAGCUACAAAAGGCACGCUGCAGAAGUUUGUGGACGACCUGUUUGAGACCAUCUUCAGCACGGCACACAGAGGCAGCGCUCUGCCGCUGGCCAUCAAGUACAUGUUCGACUUCCUGGACGAGCAGGCCGACAAACACUCCAUCACAGACUGCGAUGUACGGCAUACCUGGAAGAGCAACUGUCUUCCUCUGCGGUUCUGGGUGAACGUCAUCAAGAACCCUCAGUUUGUAUUCGACAUCCACAAGAACAGUAUCACGGACGCUUGCCUGUCUGUGGUGGCCCAGACUUUCAUGGACUCCUGUUCGACGUCAGAACACAAGCUGGGAAAAGACUCUCCUUCAAAUAAGCUUCUCUACGCUAAAGACAUCCCCAACUACAAGAACUGGGUGGAAAGGUAUUACUCGGAUAUCUCCCGCAUGCCAGUCAUCAGUGAUCAGGACAUGAGUGCCUACCUGGCAGAGCAGUCCCGCCUGCACGUCAGCCAGUUCAACAGUAUGUCGGCGCUGCACGAAAUCUACUCCUACAUUAUCAAAUACAAAGACGAGAUCCUGUCGGAGUUACAAAAGGACGAGCAGUCGCGCAGACAGCGGCUACGCGGCAAGCUGGAACAGGUCAUUGACACCAUGGCGCUGGCUAGCUGAGGACCGGCCAAUAGCAUGCCUCGGCUAGGGGAGAACUGGCCUACCAACACGCCUUCCCUGACAACCUUGUGACAUUUUUUAAACCUCUACAUUUGAAGUCUGUCGUCAUCACGCUCACAAACAACGACAGCAGGAAAAGACUGCAUGGACGCCAGCAGCAGCACACUGGAGAGACAGCAGAAUUGGGAACUAAGGGUUGCCUUUUUUUUUUUUUCUGAGCCCCGAACAACCAAAUCAAGCGCACCCGCAGUGGAUAUGGACCUCAGCUCAGGAGAGCGCUUAUUUUCAUCAUGGCCCCCAUCACAUUUAGAGUCCUACGGGUGCAGCAAUUGGGCACUUUGGCCCCAAUCGGGACCGGAACAGGCACAUUGGUGACCAAAAACUCAACGAGCUGGAUAUAAAACUAAAAAGCUAUGGGAAAGCCAGUAGCUCUCCACAGCUUAAAGCUACGGUUCAGACUGAGAACCAAUCAAAAUCCAGGAUAUAUAAAGCUGCCGCGACUGCAGAGCAACCAGAAAGAAUUACUUUGCAGGGAAACUUCCUCCAGUACGGACUCUCCAACCCUCUAUCCACAGGAAAUCCACUGAAGUCUAACAAAGAACAUUUUCAGUUUCAUAACUCUGCAUUUGAUUCCCCCUCCCCAACUGCCUAUUCUCCCCAGUGCUGUGCCACUUGUGUUACUGCUGAAUUUGCACAACAAAGCUAAAUCAAAAGAGAGAAGA